UCACCGAGAAAUGUUCUGUAUCUGAUCUGCAUCGCUUCCACCGCCACACUGGCGUCUCCCACAUUAUCUGCCCCGUCCUCGAAGACGCAAGUCUCAAGCACCACCUCUCGAUUCCUCUACUUUCUGCUCGGCCUUCUCGUCCUCUCCUUAGCCAUCACAAUGGGCCGCUCACGCAAAACCGACAACAGCCUCACAGACUCCAAUGGCACACCCGUAACCCUCCCAGCCUCAGCUCUCGACCCACCCACAACCUUCACAGACGGCCUGCCACUCCCCCGCAUGAUCGUCUUCGACCUCGACUACACUCUCUGGCCAUUCUGGAUCGACACCCACAUAACCCCACCCCUCAAACCCUCCCAAAAAUCCUCCUCCUCAGCCUCCGCCUCCGGCCUCAUAAUUCACGACGCCUACGGCGAAACCUGCUCCUUCUACCCGGACGUAGCCUCAAUCCUCCACAACAUCAAAAACCUCAACAUAACCCUAGGCUGCGCCUCCCGAACCUCAGCCCCCAAACUCGCAAACCAACUCCUAGGUCUCCUCCGCGUCCCAACAACCCCUUCCUCCACAGGUUCAGACUCCAUCACAGCCCUCUCCCUCUUCGAUAACCUCGAAAUCUAUCCCGGGAGUAAGAAAACACAUUUCAAAAAAUUACAUUCCGCGACGAAGAUUCCGUAUGAGGAGAUGUUAUUUUUCGAUGAUGAGAGUCGGAAUAAAGAGGUAGAAGACUUGGGGGUUACGAUGCAGUUGGUGAGGGAUGGAGUGAGUCGGAAAGAGAUUGAUCGAGGGGUGGAGUUGUGGAGGAAGAGGAAUGGGAGGGUGAAGAGGGAAGAUGGAGAUGAAGGAGAAGAGGAGUCAUCAGAGGAGAGCUGAGAGGAAAAGUCAUUGAGACAGCCUAAGGCAAGGGCUGGAGCAGGCGCAGGCGCAGGCGCAGGAAAGGAAAGGAAAGAUACCCAAUUUUAUACAGCCGACGGACGUUUCAGGAUAGAUUCCAAGACAAAUAGACAAGAUAAAAUAGACAAAAUGAAGUGAUCGAUCAC
Molecule: messenger RNA, 1037 nt
Organism: Cercospora beticola
Lineage: Eukaryota; Fungi; Ascomycota; Dothideomycetes; Mycosphaerellales; Mycosphaerellaceae
Product: Mg-dependent acid phosphatase
Molecular function (GO): acid phosphatase activity
Source: RefSeq, a predicted model, not a curated record